AUGAAGAUUGAGUCAAUUCUAAACCAGUUCAGCGAACUUGACACGGAAGCGAGGGAUAGUCGAGAAAGCCCACACCUUUUCAAUGAGCAGAAGGAACAUAGAGGCCCGUCAUUGUCACUGUCAACUCCGUCACCCGACUGCACCCAGUCUAGAACAUCUAGUGUGCGAUCCGAUAGUCGAACUCGAACGCCUUGGGAUGCUGGUGGCUACUCUCUGCCACGGGAUAUUGGCCCCAAGAACUCCUCGCGACCUCCUUUCACGCCAGUGACUUGGGAGGAGCAGCAGGAAUCUGCGAGACGUCAGAAUGCAUCUAAUUACCACUCCAGACAAGUAUCAAUGGAGACAUCAGCCAGUAUAAAUCUUCAUGGUUCCGCAGGAUCAUAUGCGCUACCAGUCCGCUUGGGGUUGACAUUGAUUCAAGUAGAAUGCCUUCAACUCCAGAAGUCCAUCAAGAUGCUUGGGCGCCGAAAAGGUACCCCCUUUACUUCCGCGCUGGUGUAUAUUCCGGCCGGUGUUCGACGAUCUAGCUUGACUAACAAGACUAGUAACCACAGUGAGCGCCGUGCUUCCCAGCACAUGAGAAGAUUCUCGUCGGUAUCUACCAUCAACGGGAGCAAUACGGUAGGCUCUGGCAUCGCUGACCUGGAAGCAAAAUUGGAGCGGCUUCCAAGGAUAACAGCGCCCCUCCCUCCAGUAACUGUCGGUUUGUCUGCGAAGCCGCAUGCUCGUCAGCGUACCAAUGGUGCUAGGUCGUUGUACGCGGGUAGCCCAUCUGACACGAUUCUAGAGGCGAGGAUGAUGAGAAGAAAGCACAACCAUUUGUCAGAAGAUCAAACAAAAAGGGGAAAUAGCAGUGUCGAACUAUAUGGAAGCCUCGGGGGCGCAUAUUUAGCCGUUCGUGAAUCACAGACAAUGCUCCUAUUGUCAGGAGAAAAACGAUUGCCUGCUGCAGACGCAUCUCGGCUCCCCCGUCCAUCUUUCACUCCUUAUGUCCUCGCACAUUCCCCUUGCUGUCUAUUGUCACUUUCAGCCUAUAAAUUUCCCACCUGGAAUAUACUGACUCUUUUCCCGUUGUUCAGCUAUUUGAAGCCAAAAGAUCAGUUUCUGAAUUCGUUAGAUCGCGUUCAUAAGCGAACCAUCUCGGCACCAAACCCCGCCCAGGGUUCUAGUCAUUCUUUUCCUCAAGCACCAACUUCUCUGCCACAAUUUACGUCCCGGCAGCUUCGUCCUCCAACACAACUGUCACCACAGAUCAACACAUCUCACGACCGUCUUGGCGUCGAGAAGUAUCCCUGGAUCCAUACGGGAGAGGGCUCCCCUGCACCUAGUAGUGCAUCAACAAAGUCGCCCUUCCAUCCCCCGGAGACUGUGAGGAUGCAGUCCAACGGGACUCUUCCAGGUGCAUCUGGACAGGCGGCGUCCCAUGCUAACCAAAAUGAUCGUGUUCUUGCAGCAUUGCAUACCUUGGAAAACGUAACCAUUAACGUUCCCCUUAAGGGUGGUGACAUUUGUAUGGCAGUUCCCGAAUGCAACACUGAUUCGGUACCUCGCAAGGUCAUCUCUCAUAUUUUCGGCCGCAACAAGGUCUGCACUCGUCGCAUCCCGGAGCGUGUCUGGGUUUGCAUGUGUCGCAAGCACUAUCAGAGGAUUCGCUACCGAACUGGUAUCAGAUUCAGCUACACUCAGAUCAAUUUGGUGUACGAGCAGAUCAUCCGAAUGAUCUUCUGGAGCCGAGGUCUGGAGAAUGCCAGCAGAACUAAUCAGGAGGGCAUAACGAUCCGAUCGUGGACAUUCUCGAUUCGAAGACGUGAGGUUAAGCGCCUGGCAGACACGAACAGUCGGGAUCCCAUCCCUCACUGGAUCAUGCAGAGCCUUGGCGAAGGCAAGACGCAUGAUGAAAUCCUCGAUGUUAUUGAACGUCUUUGCCAAGAGAUCGAUCACGGGGAUCUCAGAGAAGUUCCUCCUGUCGAGUUCCUCCCAGAGGUUGUUGAUGCCUUCACGAACCCGCCUGCUCAGGUCCAGAUCCAUCAGACAUCGGCCAGCAGUCAAUCCAGCCGUUCGUCUUUGAUGGCUGGGGAGGCAGUUCCGUCCCCCCUCCCAUUUGUCAAAGAAUCGUCGCCCCUCAAACCAGUUCAAGAAGAGGGAUCUGCGAGUGAGCAUUCUAGCCAGCAAUCGUCGUCGUCGCCCACGCCUCCUGCUGCUUUCAACGGAUCUCGACCCGCUCAUCACUCCAGAUCGUAUACCGAUGAUAUCUCCAACCGGCCUGCUCCCUACUCAUUCGGCUCUCGGUCUCCCCUCGCGAACACUGGCAUCGGGCCAGACACUGAUCGACAACCCAGUCUUGGAUACUAUGACAGUCAGAACCCAACAGCACCUUCAAUGAGCUAUUCCAGUAUUAAUCGUCAUAUGCAGGCGCCGAUGACCGAUCACCGAGGUUCCUGCGAUAACGCCCCUUAUUACCAACAGUCUUAUGGCGGCGAUCACUACUAUGACCCAAAUGGAUUCGUACUGACUGAUAGAAACCUCUCGAUCCAUACCGCCGCUAUGCCAAUGUUGGCCAGAGCGGAUCAGAUGUAUGGCACCGCAGGCUAUGCUGCCCAACACAGCCGAAACAACCACUUCCUUGCGUCGACAGUCAAUACUCAACUCACGCCCGCGCCCCUCAAUUAUCCCUCUUACGGGACUCCUCCUUUUCAGGCUUCAGGAGCGGGUUACUCGUAUCCAGCUCCGGAAGAACGUCAUUCUCAGCUUAGAAUGAGCGGAUUAGACAACUCGCUGCAUCAUUCCAUGGCAGACGAGCGCCCGUACACUCAUGAUCCGCGUUCACAAAUCCACCAGCCCAACUGGUUUUCCGCCGAGACUGGGUCGAACACUAGGAUCGGCCGCUCUAUGAACCAAUACCAGCAGCACACAUUGGCUUCCGUUGACCAAGCUAGCCUCCGUCCCUCGCGCCAGUACCCAAAUCAAGAAGUUCCAGAGUAUGGCUUUGCUGAUCUGGUUACUGAUGAAGGUGUUCCGACCACGCAACCAGCAGUGGCCUACCGUCCAAGAUUCCAAUACGGCUACGCAUCCCCCCCGAGUUCGAUGAUACUCUCGCUCGAGGCAAUUACCAGGCCUAUCAACACAAUCUUUCGACCAAUGGCGAUGAAGACAACAUCCACGGUGAUCGAGCUUCCGACAGCGAUCGCCAGUAAGGAACAGAUUUCCUGA
Molecule: messenger RNA, 3210 nt
Organism: Fusarium fujikuroi IMI 58289
Lineage: Eukaryota; Fungi; Ascomycota; Sordariomycetes; Hypocreales; Nectriaceae
Exons: 6
Coding region: 1-3210 (1069 amino acids)
Source: RefSeq, a predicted model, not a curated record